AUGAGCCUCUUUAUUGAUGUCAUCUCCAAUGACGAGAUGUUUUCGGACUCAUUCCCUAUAAAAGUAGUCGACGAUAUUGUCUAUGAAGUAAACUGCGUACUUAUACAAGUGACCGGAGACACUGAGAUUGGCACUGAACAGGAGGAGGCGCUGGAAGAUAACAUCCGCAUUGUCAAUAAUCUCGUGCAUACGUUUCGUCUACAACCAACCACCUUCGACAAAAAGUCGUAUUUAAUGCAUUUAAAGAGGUCCACGCGUUUGAACAAGGCUUCUCCCAGUAUGCGAAAAAAAAUCGUCGCCAAUUUCAGAACAUUUGAAUUUUACACUGGAAUGAAUAUGAACGGAGAGGCUAUGGUUGCUCUUCUCAACUACCGCUCCGAUGGCGUGACUCCAUUUUUUACCUUCUGGAAGGAUGGGCUGAAUGUAGUUGAUCAUUGA
Aspergillus pseudotamarii is the source of this 438-nucleotide messenger RNA. RefSeq names its product translationally-controlled tumor protein. The record is from RefSeq and is a predicted model, not a curated record. Gene Ontology annotation, molecular function: calcium ion binding. Bases 1 to 438 code for a protein of 145 amino acids. Lineage: Eukaryota; Fungi; Ascomycota; Eurotiomycetes; Eurotiales; Aspergillaceae. The transcript is spliced from 4 exons. Gene Ontology annotation, cellular component: cytoplasm.